Molecule: messenger RNA, 8132 nt
Organism: Corythoichthys intestinalis (scribbled pipefish)
Lineage: Eukaryota; Metazoa; Chordata; Actinopteri; Syngnathiformes; Syngnathidae
Product: ras-related protein Rab-34-like
Exons: 11
Coding region: 250-1053 (267 amino acids)
Biological process (GO): Golgi to plasma membrane protein transport; phagosome-lysosome fusion
Cellular component (GO): phagocytic vesicle; Golgi cisterna
Molecular function (GO): GTPase activity; GTP binding
Source: RefSeq, a predicted model, not a curated record
CAGCAGGGGUCGCACUGUGCUGAAGAGAAAUGUCUUGACUCUCUGGUGGCGGUUUGCUGCUUUUCUCUGUUGCUUCUGUUUUUUGUCCUCGGUUUACUUGGCUAACGUUCGGCAAUAAGAUCCAUAAUUCAUCACUUCUGCUAUGAGCGAUACCGUGUUGGCCUUGCAUUAAAGAGCAUUAGGCUUUUCAAGUGAAGAAAAGGGUGGAUAAAAGGGGAGACCACCCUCUCUCGUCUUGCUAAAGGCUUGAUGUCGACACGAGGUUCAGCCAUGAGUGUGUUCCCACCUGUUCGCAAGGACCGCGUCAUCCCGCAGCUCCCUCACUGCUUCCGCAAGGAUGCCGCGCUCCAUGUCGAAAGCGACUUCAACCCCAAAGUGAAAGCUGCAUGCCAGGAGCAGCGCACUGGCACAGUCGGGUUUAAAAUCUCCAAGGUUAUCGUAGUUGGCGACUUAGCUGUGGGCAAAACCUGUCUAAUUAACAGGUUUUGCAAGGACAUUUUUGACAAGAAUUACAAGGCCACCAUCGGCGUGGACUUCGAGAUGGAGCGCUUCGAGGUGCUCGGCGUUCCUUUUAGCUUGCAGCUGUGGGAUACGGCAGGUCAGGAGAGAUUCAAGUGUAUCGCUUCAACGUAUUACAGAGGAGCGCAAGUUGUGAUCAUCGUGUUUGAUGUUACUGAUGUGGCGUCUUUGGAGCACACCAGGCAAUGGCUUGAAGAUGCCCUGAGAGAGAACGACCCCACAGCAGUUCAGCUGUUUCUUGUUGGCACCAAGAAAGAUAAGAGUUCACCUGCUCAGUACUUGAAGAUUGAACAGGACGCCCUUCAGGUGGCGCAGGAGAUGCGAGCAGAGUACUGGGCGCUCUCAUCUCUGACAGGGGAGAACGUGAAAGAGUUCUUUUUCCGGGUGGCAUCGCUGGCGUUCGAAACAAAUGUCCUUGCUGAGCUGGAGAAGAGCGAAACGAGGCAAAUAGGCAACAUCAUCAAAAUCCAGAGCAAUACUAGCAACCUAUAUAACACAUCCAAGAAGAAGAAACAACCGGCCUGCUGUCAGUGAUGCCGCACUGGAAAGUGGAAGGUGCAAAAGGGAUAAAAAGGACGCUGCUGUGGUGAAACCGAGAGAGGGAAGAUGUCAGAUUUUCCUGGCUUGGAGAACACUUUUUCCUCACGCGGUGCUAGCUUGUGAGUUCACAUGUGCAUUGGGAAUUACAGUGGUAUGAAAAAGUAUCUGAACCUUCAGGAAUUUCUCACAUUUCUGCAUAAAAUCACCAUAAAAUGUGAUCUGAUCUUUGUCAAAAUCACACAAAUGUAAAAACAGUGUUUGUUUUAACUAAAACCACCCAAACAUUUACAGGUUUUCAUAUUUUAAUGAGGAUAGCAUGCAAACAAUGAAGGAGGGUAAAAAAUAAGUAAGUGAACCCUCUGCGUAAGGAGACUUAAAGAGCAAUGGAAACCAAUGUUUACCAAACAGUUUAAGUCAAGUGUGUGCCCAAUCACUGUUGAGGUUUAAAGCUGCCCUGCCCACUAUAAAACACACACCUGGUAAGAAUUGUCUUGAUGAGAAGCAUUGUCUGAUGUACAUCAUGGCUCGGUCAAAAGAGCUGUCUCAAGACCUGUGAUCGAGGAUUGUUGAUUUCAGGGGUUGCGUUAACCGAAUAUUUUCCGUCGGUGACCGGUUUUUUAAAACGGUGACGGAAAAAACUCAUUUUGACAGGUUGCAAUUCACACCCUAGACCACAGGGUGGCGAGUGAGCACAUUAAUUAGCUAUUGUCUCUCUUAAUGCAUGACGUCGUUGGCUAUUCUGUCAGAAUAUUGUAGCGUCACCGGGGUCUGGCGGCGGCACCGUGAUUGACACAUCAACGCGAGGUUCUUAUUGGUGCACCCGGUGUGCCAGCGCGUCGUCCAAUUGGUGGACUAGAUUGCCGCCUGUGUAUAGACCCCAAUCACAUGACAUCACAACUCCGCCCCCCUGACUGGAGCCGCCAUAUUGUGUGUCAGCUCGUCUUGUUUACACAUUACCGCUACGUACAUGCCUCCUAUUACGGCGUGUUUUUCUGCUCGUUAACAUUAAUAAUCAAAAUGGUGAAGGCGUGUGUGGCGGUUGGUUGCAGUAACAGAGAAGAUAGACGGAGAGACUUGAAGUUCUACCGUAUUCUGAGAGACCCGAAGAGGAGAGCAAGAUGGACUGCUGUAAUUCGACAAGAAGUCUGGGCACCAAACGAUCACCACAGACUAUGUAGUAGUCAUUUUAUAUCUGGUAAGAUGCAUUUAAUAUAUAUUUAGAAGAUUUUGGGCUGACAACCACAAUCAAGAUCAUUGUGUGACGUUGGUGAUUGGGGUCUAUAUAGUUGCCUCUUUUUCUUUGGGGGCGGAGUUGUUGUUUUGUUGGUGUUGUUGGCGGUAAGUAGAGUAAAAAGAGGAAGAAAAAUACCACGACUUCCGUGUCUAAUUUUUCACCGCCAAGCAAGCGUUACAAUAUUAAUUAAAAAUGAAUGAAAACUAAAUACUAUUGAAUAUGUCAUCAUUAUCAUUUUAAAAAUUUAAGUGACGGGUAAAAAUAGAUUAUGACCGGAUUUUUAUGACCCUGUCAGUCAAAAUGACAGACAACGAAAAUGUCUCGCGCAACCUUUGGUUGAUUUGUAUAAAGCUCGGAAAGGAUACAAAACCAUCUCUUAAAGUCUGGAUGUUCAUCAAUUGACAAUCAGAGAAGUUGUCUACAAAUGGAGAGUUUGGCACUGUUGCUUCUCUCCCAAGGAGUAGCCAUCCACCAAAGAUGACGCCAAGAGUUUAGCGCAGAAUAUUCAGAGAGGUAAAAAGAACCCUAGAGUGUCUGCUAAAGACUUACAGAAGUCACUGGCAGAGUCUAUCUCUGCACACAUCAACUCUAUGUAAAACAUGGCCAAGAAUUGUGUUCAUGGGAGGACUCCAUGGGGAAAGCCACUGCUAUCUAAAAAACAUUGUUGCUCGUUUAAUGUUUGCAAAAAGGCACUUGGACACUCCACAGACGUUUUGGCAAAAUAUAUUGUAGACUGCUGAAAACAAAGUUGAAUUGUUUGGGAGUAACACACAAUGUCAUGUGUGGAGGAAAAAUGGAACAGCUCACCAACAUCAACCUCACCCCCACCGUGAAACAUGGUGGACGGAGCAUCAUUUUUGGGGGGUGUUAUGCUGCCUCAGGGCCUGGACAACUUGCAAUCAUUAAUGGAAGAAUGAAUUCAAAAGUUUAUCAGGAUGUUUUGCAGGAAAACCUGAGGCCGUCUGUCUGACAGUUGAAGCUAAAAAAGAGGAUGGAUACUGCAACAAGACAAUGAUCCAAAACACAGAGGUAAAUCAACUUCAGAAUGGUUUCAGAAGAACAAAAUACAUGUUCUGGAGUGGCCAAGUCAAAGUCCAGACUUGAACCGCAUUGAGAUGCUGUGGAAUGACCUAAAGACAGCUAGCUAUUCAUGCCAGACAUCCCAGGAAUCUGACUGAACUAUAGUAGUUUUAUAGAGAAGAACGGGCCAAGAUUAGUCCUGAUCGAUAUGCCAGACUGAUCUGCAGCUACAGGAAGCGCCUGGUUGAAGUUAUUACUGCCAAAGGGGUGAGGGGGGGGCACAAAAUAUUAAAUGAGAUGGUUCUCUUAUUUAUUUUCCCCCCCUUCUGUCAUUGUUUGCAUACCAUCCUCAUUAAGAUAUGAAAAUCUACAAAUGUUUGGUGGUUUUAGUUAGACAGUUUUUUUCAUCUGAGUGAUUUUGACAAAGAUCAGAUCACAUUUGAUGGUGAUUUUAUGCAGAAAUGGGGUUCAGAUACUUUUUCAUACCAAAUGCGUCACUUUCUGUGAAAAAUUCCAAGCGUGCAUGAAUGUAGCACAACAAGUUACAUCAUCCCUUUUAUUAUUGAUGUAAAAUCUUUGGCUGCCAUUGACAGCGAUAGAUGUCCAAUAUUUUUUGAGUCCAAAGUCAAAAAAGAGUUCAAAUGUCACUCACUCUGCCCUACUAUACUCUAGUCCUUCCCGUCCUCCUUCUUGAAUGUCUAUUGACGUCAGUGGUACUGAAUAAGUUGCAAAAGGAAGGAAAUGUUUCUGACUAGUUAGAGAAAAGUGAUGGAUGGUUCACAGGUAAAAAAACCCCCAAAAGAACAAAGAACACUAAUUUACAAAAUAAGAUGAGGGUUUUUUUAGAGGUAAAAAUGACAAUUCUUUUGGGAUAACAUUAUAUUAAUGGGAAAAAACAUACGUAAGUAUUAAACAUAACCUAUUAAACAUAAAUAUUAAAAAUAUUUGUGCCCCCCACCCGACAAGUAAGAAAAGACUCAAUUCUUGAUGAAUACAACACUUUCUAAACAACAAAAGCUUAUUUUUCUCGCAAAAAUAUGGCAUACAUUUUGAAAAGAAAGAAAAAAAAACACCGGUGCACAUGUGUAUUUAAAACUUGGACCAUAUUCAUGCAUGGUUCACCACUUUUUCUGAUGAAAUUCUCUUGAAAAACAUUACUUGAUCCUUGUAAAAAUACUACUUUAUUGCAACACGUACCUAGUUCGUUAUGAGAUUCCUUUUAUGUUGUUGGGAAACAAAAUUCUCUUUGUCAUAAGACUGUCAAAAUGAUGUAACACCUGUCAUGAAUAUGAAUGAGGGCUUAUCACAAAAUGUCAUUUAGUCAAUUACGGUAUGUCACGUUUGAUGCAAUAUUGAGAUUUUUUUCAAAUGUCUUUGGGUUGGGAUUAGAGUUUAGGAACUGUGUUCGGGUUAGAGAACCUAAUGGUAAUGUUGGGUUAUGGUUUGUCAAUGAUGUCAAUAACUAAAUUAUUUCGCCAACGAAUAAUUUUUUCGUGACCAUAAUGAGCUAAAAACUUACCUUGGGAGACUAAAACAUAACGAGACGAAUUCCAGUUGUCGUCUGACGAGACGGUGAACAAAAACGAUCCAAUAACGAAUAAACACAAAAGACCUCACCGAAAAAGCGGGAGUGUAUCAAACUGGCGAUCAAAAUGCAAACGAGCGUGAAUGGCGAGCAAACAGCUAGCGAGGAGGAACGCGACAGAAUGCUGCCAAAUUGCGACCUCAUAGAACGUUGACAUCGGCAGGUUUAUGAAGCCUGGCGCCUCCUUCCGUGGCCAAUCAGCGAUGGUGACGUCGUCGGUCCGUCCUGCGUCGAUCAGCUGUCGUCACAGUGGGAGGGGAAGCAGCCAGCUGGUGGAGGCGACGAUCAGCUGACUGGAAGAAUCUCUGAAAAUUAACUAUUAAACGGCCAGGGGCCGUCACAGUUAUAAUAAACAAAUUCAGUACAUACGUGCAGUAUGUUGAAUGUGUAUAUCCAUCUUGUGUCUUUCCAUUCCAACAAUAAUUUACAGAAAAAUAUUUUAUAGAUGGUCUGAAUUGCGAUUAAUUGCGAUUGAUUACAAUUAAUUAAUUUUUAAGCUGUGAUUAACGCGAUUAAAAAUUUUAAUCGUUUGAUUAAAUUGUAUAUAAAACUUUUGGCAAUUUCUAUCAUGUCUUGAUGGCUGCACUGCAUGGAUGGCACUUCAGCUCGCAAUUCAGUUUGACAUAAAGGUAGUUCGUUACAUCAUUUAAAGAUAGAUUCAAGUGAAGAUUUUGCCGAUUUAGGACUAUUUUAGAUAAAAAGUUACUUAAGUUUGCUAGGAAGGUUCACUACAACAGAGCCUUUCUGAGAAGUCUACUGCUUCCAAAUGGCGGCUGUUUAUUAAUGCCGCCGUCUGACAUUUCGCAUGUAGUUCAAUAAGCAUGUGAUAUCUAGGCGUAGAUUGUAGGCUGUCGGCAACAGUCAGGAAAUAUUGGAGCCACCUAGCCUAGCAUCGCGUUUGCUACCGCGUCACAACAAACACUCUUCUCUCUGUGUCGCUGACUUUUCUCGCGUCAUUCAACCAACGUAGCAACGCAUCGUAACGCACAUUUCCUCGUUGCCGAAACGGUGACAAAAUCCGAACGGAGGGGAAAAAAAACAUAAUGCAUGAAAAAUGUACAGAUUUUGAACGUACGCCGUACACAUUUUAAAAAACAGUGCUCACUUGUACAAAUUACGCCGAAACCGUUAAACUUGAGAGAUAUGCUGUUAUUCAAUAAUGCUUCCAUACAGGAGUACUCAGACGUCUCACAUGGGUAAAGGAUAGCUGCGCUCUAGUUUGGCCCUCGUAAGGCUGUAAGUUACUUUAGCUAAUAUAUAUUUGUGUAUGAAUGUGUAAUUAAGGUUAGAGCUACAGUUUGUGGAGUUACGUGUUAGCAAUUUGUUAUCAGAAUUGUAAAUACACAUUAGUAGCAUUUAAGCUAGCAGAGUGUAAGCGAAGCAAGUUAGGCUGAUUUAAUCCACUAAAUUUACAUAUUAAUCACACUAGAUGGACGUUUGAACACCAAUCAUUUUGUGUCGAGUGUUUCAUUGUUAAAAUGCAUGUCGUUUUGAACAAAGACGUGUAGAUGCAGUAUGUGUGUUACAUCUCUACAAAUUGUCAAAAGUGAAGGAAGUAUGGGGCUUCAAAAAGUACAAUUGCUUUGUUUGCUGGUUGUCAAGCUGAACAACUUCACAUUUAGUGAGGACAGAACAAUUCGUGUCAAUAAAGUAAAGUAAAAAAAUAAGAUACUGUGAGGUACAAUUAGGUACUGUUUGUGCUACUUUAAGAAAAAACAAAAAAGACGAAUCAAAAUGGCGAACGAGACUCCAGCGUCAUAAAGUCGAGUACGUUGUGACCCGGGGAAUACCUGUAGUUGUAAUCCUUUAUUUAUUUAUUUGUUUAUUGAGUAAAACUUUAGAAUCGUACAAAUGAAAACAUUCUGAAUAAGCAUCAACUAAAAUAAGACGAAAUUAGUCUUGAGUUUUUUUUUCGACAAAAAUUAGACGAAGACAAACCCAUUUAGAAAUGACUAAAAUAUGACUGAGACUAAUAAGUAUUAUUGUCCAAAAAACUAAGACAAAAAUGAAAAAAUGGCUGCCAAAGACAACACUGUGUAAUAGGAUAUGUAAUAAGUAAUCACUAAUAUUCAUGACAAUGUCAUGUCAUAAUUAUGACGGUCUUAUGACAGAGUUCAAAUAAAGUGUUACUACAAAAAUAUUUCUUGAAAAUAUACAAAUAUUAUUCAUCUAGGCUUGUCGUGAUGGACUCGAGCAUGCUUGAUAUUUUUGUUUGCCGCCUACUGAACAAGGGGAGAAGUGGACAUAUAUUAGUAAAAUUAAAAGAAAAUGCACUAGAUAAAAGUGAAGACAAUUACAUAAAGGUAUUUUAAAAUGUAUUAAAGUAGAACAUACAAAAUGUCAUUUUUCAGUGGCAUAGAUCAGUUUACAUGUGUACAAAAAGAUGUUUUUACAUGUUUAGUACCUGUUUUUCACAUAAGACUCGCACUGCCACCGCCAAGCCAAAGAAUCACCGUGUCAGUGGAAAUUCGGACAGCUAACAUGAUUGUGGAGGGACUGCUUCAUUAAAGCUGAAUUCAAAGGGGGGAGAAAAAGCACUAUUUAUUUGCCUUUUUUUCUCAUUUUCUGUCAAUAACAUAUAAUAAAACUUCAAACCUUCAACACAAACUUUAUUUAGUAACUAUAACUUUAUGUACACUUUUGUUGCCGUUAAGUGUUAAAAACGUUCGGAAAUGUUUUGUCGUGUUACAUCGGUGAUGUUGCAAUAGUCUGCAAUAAAAUAUUUUUAUGAAAGGAAUGUUAUGGAACAUGCAGUCAAAGUCAUUGUGACCACACUCAUGAUUUCUUGAAGCUUUUGAAGGAGUCCAAACAUUUUUGAUCGAUUUGUUUCUGGAGCUCCGCAGGGAUGCAGUGCGAGCAUUUGUAAUUGUCUUGAAUCCACUUGCCUCCUUCCGUAUUCUCCAUAGCCACAGCGGCAACACCUGCACGACAAAAAGAACGCAACCUAAUUUUAGUUCGCGCCGUAUCAUGACACGACAAGAGUUGCAAUGAAAGUUGUGAAAUUGGGACAAAAAAAAUUACUUUUUCCAUUUAAAGUGGUAGUUCAGAAUUUUUAACAUUAGGCUUAAUCUUAUAAUUAGCAGGGGUUUUAUUAGUUGUUGGGGUUGAUUUAAACAAAUUCUGUGCCAUUUGUAAGUUUAUUUGUUAGUUUAAGGGCUCAGGAGUGGCUAAGCUAGCGCGAGUCAAAUGCACCUUCCUAGCCUAGCAUGCCAAUAAAAAAACAAUAAAGUUCUA